AUGGAUUGGAGUCCAGUGCGGCGCCCGCUCCGGUGCUGCACGGUCCUUGCCGUCGGCUGCGUCGCAACCGCGAUGUCGUCGCAUCGCAGCAAAAUCAUCGCUCGUGUUCGCGUUGGCUUGCGUCCCGCCUUCUUUACACACUCUAACCGUGUGCCAACGUUUGAAUCCGCGCCGGGUGAAGUGCUCCGCCUGUCCCGCCGCGCGUACGCGCGCCACGUGUUCCAACUCCCCACCAGGGAUGACGCCAGGGGCUUCCGCAAGGCGUUCCCUAUGACCUACCACUACAACGGGGGUGCCGUGGAGCUGAAACUCUACGUGGAUCCGGAACCAGAUUUCACCGCGGCGAAGGCCCGUGGAGACACCCACCUCGUGAUCCGGAACGUUCCCUUCGGCUACUCAGUGAGCGGGGUCCGCCAGCUCCUCACAACGAGCCGCACGACGGAGGAGCGGAAAUGGCUCUUCGACAUCCGGGCUUUUCACAAGGCCUAUGAUCCGUAUGAAGAAAGUUCGCAGCCGCAGAUGAUGGGGCUGCCCAUUGCAGAGACCGACGAUCCGUUCUUCGAUAACAUCCCCGCCGUGCUGUGGCUCGAGGACGCCACGCUUCCCAUGAUCAUCAAUCUGUCAUGCCACGCGUGUGAUAUCUGCACGAGUAAUCACAGGACGCGUGAUCAUCAGUGGUUCGCUGCUACCCGCAGCAGACGCCUCGCCAACCGAUUCACGAUCACGGUUGCUCAGCUCCAAAGUGUCAAUGCCAAGCUGCUUGGGCAGACCCCCGUCCCGCUGGCAGUCAAAGCAGACCCGGGUGUCCUGUACAUCGGAUCAGAGGACGACGUGGAACUCUGGACUUGCGCCAUAUGCGACUUCGAAUGUGGGCCUGCGAUCGACAGCGCCUUCGAGCACAUCCGCUCGCCCGGGCAUGGGCUGCGCCUCAUGCAGACGGAAACCGAGCAGACUGCACUGGAAACCUUGGGGCCCAUGAAGGUGCACGACCUCCGCCAGCGCCAGGAGAUUGCAUCUUUCUUGGCAUCACUACUGUGA
This is a messenger RNA of Closterium sp. Yama58-4, 1038 nucleotides long. Lineage: Eukaryota; Viridiplantae; Streptophyta; Zygnematophyceae; Desmidiales; Closteriaceae. The record is from the annotation of a GenBank genome assembly.